UCAUUAUAUGUAUAUAGGUGAACUUCUCAUGAUAAUCGUUGAUUGACCUCAUUGGUACUAGAUUUAAUAUCAUUAGAUGCUUAUAUCACUAAAUAUGUUUAGGUCACAUGAUCUUCAGAUGAUGGACAUUUCUAGACUUUUGUCUGGUUUUUGUUGGAAAUAAGUAUCUUUUUUUUUAUUUGUGGCUUUUUACUGUAUUUUUAAAGCAAAUCUCAGGAGACAAAUCAAUGUUAUUUUUGUCACUAUUUAUAGAUUUGAAUCCUUCCCCAUGCUAGUCUGUUAGUAUAGAUAGACAAAAGCCUACUUGCUGUGUAUAUAUGAUGCAGGAUUUUAGCCUUAUUUAUUUUCUCAUGUACUCAACAUGUGGAUGUAUAGCUUUGAUGACAGAUUUCAGGUAAAGACUCAUUAAACAACAGUAAACAAAGAAAUACUUUUCAUUCUUGUGCCUGCCAUGAAUUUUCAAAAGUUGCAGAUUACCAUAGAAUUCUUGAAAUACCUGUGUUCACAAUUGAUAGAUGUAGGGUAACCAAACUUGUAUUGAUUUUCGGUCAAGGAUCAAUUGUCAUGGUCAAUUUGGGCCAUAUGUCCAGAGUGUUGCGUUGUUAACAUGGAUAAUCAAGUUUUGUUCCAUAUCAAUUCAUGAGAGGAUGGUCCCCAUUGAUUUUCAAUUAGAGGUCAAGGGUUAUUUAGAGUCAGGUCAAAGGUCAAACAAUACAUGUAUAUGUGUGAUGUCCUUGCCUUGUUCCCUUGCCAUUAUUUUCAUUAUUGUCAGAUGAAGUCGGGAUGACCUGUGUAGUAUUGUUCUAUUUCUUCACUACUGGUUCACUGUAUCAGGGGAGUUAAGAAUUUGCUAUCCAUCACUCUGGCUUUAACUUGACAAGGUUGAGUAAUUCGGUCAGGUGUACAAGAUAACAAACUUUGUACAAGUUCCAGACUUUGGGAUUCACAUAUUUGUAACUGUUCCCUUUUUGCUUGAGUUAUGGUCUAUUUCAAAUUUGACAGUCAUUCUUAAGAAUACUGAAGUAUUUGAGCAAAACACUACUUGAGUCUCUGACAAUAUGACAAUGUGCAGUUAAGUUUUACGGUAGUUACAUAAGAAAACUUUCUACAGGUUCCGCUUUCAGAAACAAUAUUAUACAAAAAUGUGCAGAUCACUUAUCAUUUCCAACUUUUAAUUCUUCUUGAAGUUCAGAGUUAUAGAAUCUUAAGUCACAUUUACAAUAUACAUUUGACACACUCAUUGCCUACUGUCGACACUAAUGCAUUUUAAUCUGUCUAUGCACAAUCCUGUCUUACACUCAGCAGUAUAUCCAUUUCUCUAUGAAAUAUUCAUGGUGACUGGUAGGGAAUUUGUAAUUCUCAGCCAAUUUUUUUUCUUUUUUUUUUUUUUUCUGAAGGCAAUUUAAAAAACACUGGAACAAUGCCUACUUAUUAUGAUCUGAUGCCUAGAUUUGCAGAUCACCUGUUUUCUUUAGACAUCAAACACCCACUGCUGGUGCCUGUGAUUGGCUGAUACACACUUAGCUGUUACUUUUGUUCAUACCAAAAUAUUGUGGAAGUAAUCUUGAAGUUUGGAAAGAAAAGCAACAUUUUCUUUGGAAGUGACUUUGUUGAUUAGCUUCUGAUUGGUUGUUUUUAAGACUUAUGAUUGAUUGAAACUUAAUCCUUGUCAGAUUUCAAUCAGCUGGUAUGUAGAUACUAUAUAUUAUGGUUUACCAGGACUGCAUUAACAUGGUCUGUAACUUUUGAGAUAGGCUGGGUAGGCUGCCAAUAAAAAAAAAAAAAAAAAAACAUUCAGAAUCAAAGGACCGAAAAAAUCACUGGUGAUCAAUUAAAUGGAAACAAAAAUGGGUGCCAAUAUCCCUUUGGAUCGUUUGUUUGAGUUUCCUUACUUUUCAACAAAAUAUUACUGCAAGUCAUGAUCAGAACAAUUCCAAGUUGAUGCAAAUUAAUAUGACUACAUUUCAAAAUUAACUCUGGUUCCUGGGCUUCUUGACUAGUUCUUUUUAUGUGGAGUUGUUUCUGAAGAACAAAACUAAAUUUUCAAUAAACACUACAAUCCUUUGUCUUUGUGUUUCAGUAUUGUACACAAACCUGUAACAUGUAAAGUUGUUUAACCGUGCAUUCUCUGUAUAGAUUAAAUCCAACUAAGGGGAGGGAACUCUGUACCAAUGCUGAAUUUCUUCUAUAUUCAUAAGCUUUAAAGUGUGUUGUAAAGGCCCGAUAAUUCAGUGGCAUUGUGCAUGAUGACUUACACAUUUGUUAUUGAUGUGUAUCUGUAAAGAAACUGUUUUGACAUCCUCACAAACACACACACCCUCUGUUCCCAUGCACACUCUGGCUAUUGUUAUCAGUUUUGAUAAUGUCCGAUUGUGAUCUGUAUUCACAAAUUCUAUUAUUAUUAUUCAUCUCUAGUUAUAUAUUCAUCUCAUGUCCGUAAAUAGAAUUAAGACCACCACCUGAUUUCCUGGAGAUACUGCUCUAGUUAGUAAAUAUUUAUAUAUAUAUAUAUGAUAUAUACUUCUGACCUGUAGCAUUUAUACACGAUAGCAUACCUAAUACCUAUACUGCAUGAUGUUACACUAAACCGGAGAUUUGUGCAUAAUUUGAUACAAGGUGGUUAGCCCACCAGAAUUUUAGUAUUAACUAUCAACAUUUACAGACUAUACUCUUCCAUAAUUGUUUUAAUCAUCAGUUUAUGGUUUGUUUCACAAAUCAAAAAAUAUCAAAUCGAUAUUAAGUAUAUAAUAAAUAUUAUUUUCUUGAUAAAGUAUUUAAGUAAUGGUUGUAUGUAAGCCAUGAUCUUGUCAUGUUAUGUCAUGUUGAAUGCUUUUAUGAUUAUAUAAGUACAGCUGGAUUUAUAACAUGUUAUUGGUAAAUGUCUUUAUAUAAUUUUUUUCUUAUUUUUUUUUUUUUUUCUGUCUUUUUUUUCGCUGAUGCGUAAGAGUUCUUCCUCAACCUUGACACUCGUUGUGUUACUAUUCUAUGUACAUCAACAGGAAACAGAUGGGAUAGGAGACAUUUAUGACAUUUGAAGUGUAAUAUUGAUUAUGCAAUUGAUUAGAUGCUAAAAUGUUUAAUAAUAGCUAGUUUAAAUAUUUAAUUUGGACAAAGAUAAAUGCUCUCCCAUCGAUUGAAGCUGGUUGAUGUCGUAAAUAUUUACACAGAUGAGUUGCUUGGCAGGAGAAUCCUUUGUAUCUAUUGUCACUGUGUGUUUGGUAUUAAGAUGAUAAUGUUUGUUGCACGCCUAGCCCCUCCCAUCACCUUAUUAACUUCCCCCACAGAGGUGAAUACAACAGAUUCCUAACCUCUAUCACAUUAACAAAUGAUAUAUUAAAGCUCCUAGCCUUUCUCUAUAGGGUACGGAAUGUUCUACAAUUGGGGAAAUACAAAAAAGAUGGUAGAUGUAUUAGAUGGGAUGUUACAACUAAGGGAAGAAACGAGCUGAUGUUCAUCCUGAAAUGAAUACAAGGGGUAGAGGGAUGAAAGAAGCUGAUAUCCUUUAAUAUAAGAAAUAUUUCUGGAAGGGGAAGGCCUAAAAACAUGAUGGGUAGGGGGAGGCGCCAGAGUGCAAUACUUUUCAUUGGAUGGACUAAAUAAAACUGCAGCCUCUUUUAGCUACAAGUAAUAAGGAGAGCUAACAUUGUCCUGUGUGGCCUCAAGUGUGAUGUAUAGCAGCUAAAGAUGGCAAAACUAAUUCAGAUGGAACAAACAGUUACCGAUCCAACCAUGAGGAGACGAAAAGGAAAAUUAAAGUGAACCUUAAUCGCCUCGAGGUGAACAAGUUGGACAACUCUGGUGAUGGGAAGAAUCAUGGGAAGUCGGACCACACUGGGGACCACAAGACCAGCCAUGCGGAUCAGAAGCAUUCCACCGUGAAGAUCCACAGGACCUUGGAAAAGUCAACAGUGCACCAGGUGAAGACAAAGGUAGAUGUUGUGUCUUCAAUGAAGUUGCCCAAUGAUUCGGUGGCGUCAAUCCAGACUCCAGACGAAUGCCUGGCUUUAAUCAAGAUGCCAGAUGAGUCAGUGGCAUCAAUCCAGACUCCAGAUGAAUGUCUGGCUUUAAUCAAGAUGCCAGAUGAAUAUCUUGCUUCUAUUAAGAUGCCAGAUGAAUGUCCUAAUUCCAUCAAGAUGCCAAAUACAGUCCUGACUUCAAACCAAGAUCAGAGAGAAUCUGAGAUGACCAGCAACGACCAGAACAAGGCCGGGGGUGGUUUGAGUUUCUCCUUCAAGAAGACUGGUGCAAAGAUAUUGUCAGCUGCUGUGUUUAAACAUGAAGACGAGGAAGACAAGUCCAAAGGUUUGGAAGCAGAUGGACAACAGCUCCCAUUGCUUGAUAACUUGCCAUCGAAGGAGGAACAGCAUUCAGUCAACAAUGAGCAGCAUCCAAAGGCAAAGUCACUGGGGUCUUUUAUCAAGGUUAUGAACAAAGAGGAGACUAUGGAGCUUGACUGGCCUGUUGCUAUGGUGAAGUAUACAAAAACAGAGCCUGUCAUUGGUUACAGCUGUGACCCUCUGACCUUUGACUUCAAUCAGUUAUUGGCCAAACCAAAACAUGAUGUUGCAAGUUCUUCCAAGGAAGAAGAAACACCAGCAGCAACUAAGGAGGUAGACCAUGAUUUGGUCAAGUCCAAAGCGGAAGUAUCAAUCACGGAGAAGGCAACUGAAGAUGUGGUAAUGGAGGAUGCAUCAAAGAAAGAAGAUAAAAGCGUCAAAAAGAAAAAGAAGAAAAGUAAAAAGCACAAAAAAUCUGCCAAGAAUAAUAGUACAGUACACCAUGGAACAACAGAGGCUGAUGGGAAAAAGUCCUCAGAGAAGCGAAAGAAGAAAAAGAAACGGAAGAGCAAACAUCAUGAACCGACAGAGGAAGGAAAAGGGGAUAAACACGCAGAGGAGAAAAAGGAUGAGAUUGAAGACCAGAAAAAGUCUCACAGCAAACACAAGAAAGAAAAGAAAGAUGCAGAAACGGACGAUAAUUCUCAGGGAGGAAGCGACGAUUCUGGUGAAGAAGGCCAUAAAAAGACAGUCAAACACAAGAAACAUAGACACAGCAAAAAGUCAAAAAAGAAAAAGAAGAAACAACAUUCUGGUGACAAGAAAGAGGAAACAAAAGAUUCAGUAAACCAGGAAAGUAAGGAUAACAAUAAAGAUAAUGAAAAGGACUCAAAGGAGCAUGCCAAGGAACAACAGAAAACAAAAUCAACUUCUGAACGAAAGACAGACUCCAAACUGAGCCAUAAAAAGGCUGAGAUAACUCCUAGUAAGGCAGGCAAAGAACUAAGGGAGAAAAAGGAGAUAUCAGAUUCUUCAGAGGAUGAGGAAAUUGUGAAGGAAAGAAAGAGGAAGAAAAGGAAGAAGAAAGUGGAUGGAAAGAAAGUAGAUAAAAUCAAUAAUGUGAAGUCAACUGAUGGUAAAAAGACAGUGGAGAGGGUGGCUGUGAAACGUAGCUAUACUAGUGAGGAGUCUGAGUGUGAGGUUGAGGUGAAUAGAAAGCCUGGUAAGGCUCCGGCCUCAGACAGAAGCAAUAAAAGUAAGAGUUCACCUGUGUUAACGACUGCAGCACUCAGCAAGAAAAUAAAGAAGGAACCUGGCAGCGGUUCCGAGAGACAAAGUGUGCCCUCGACACGUAAAAGACAAACCAGUGAGUCUAGUGUUAAUGACACAACUCCAGUGUCAGUUAAGAGACAAAAAGUUACACCCAUACAACAAGUGAAAGUAGAGACACCGGUGGAAAACUCGUGGAAUAAAAUGGAGAGUAUGAUCGAAAUGAAAGCAACCGAUGAUAAUACGAAAUCAAAAUGGGACACUAGUGACAGUGAAACAGAGGUAGCAGUGGACACUUCGCCGGCUAAGGAGACAAAACCUCUUGGUAAAUUGACACCUGUGGUCAGCACAAAGCUGGUCUCCCCCGAGGUGAAAAAGACUGUUUCAAAUCCAGCUGCUCAGCAACAUGUCGCAAGCAAACCAAUUCACUUAACUAUGCCUGUUUUACAAAACCCAAGUGGGCACCAGAAGACAGAUUCAAAAACAUCGCAGCACAAAUUGACAGAUAUACGCAAAGACUCCAGCCGUUCUCACUCCCGGGGUCGCAAUCGCCAUCAUCGGAGAUCCUAUUCUAGGAGUUACAGCCGAUCAGGAAGUUCUUCCUACUCAUCAGACUCUAGUCAUUCGAGAUCACGUUCAUAUAGUAGAUCUUAUUCCCGUAGCUCACGUUCUAGAUCUCGAUCUCACAGACGGUCACGAAGGUCACGUUCUAGGUCAUAUAGCAGUUAUACAGAUGAUAGCUACAGUUCUAGAUCGCGGUCAAGAUCAUCAAGGAGUCGUAGAUAUUCCAGGUCUAGUUCAUACUCGCGAUCAAGGUCAAGAAGUCGUCACUACAGAUCUUAUUCAAGGGGUAGCAGUAGGUCAACUAGUUACUCUAGGUCAAGAAGCAGAUCUCAAUCAUAUAGACACUCAAGAUCUCACAGAAGGACUAGAUCCUACAGUCGGUCCUCACGACAUUCUAGUGUGUUAGGUGAUAGAUCCCGUAAAAAAGUUAAAGUAGAAAAAGCAGCAAAAGUACAGAAAACUGACAAAGAGGCGAAGUCUGAUCCUCUAGACAUCCCUCUGCCAGACUUCAGCAAAGAGGAUGACACAAAAUCAGCAGAAAAUAUCGUCCAGAAAAUCAAGGAGAAGAAACAACAACACUCUGAUUUAGUUAAAAAGGGUAUAGCAGCUAGUGUAGAAGCUGAUAAGGAGAAGGAUGAAUCAAACACAAAGGACUUCUUUGACAUUCCUUUACCUACAGUUGAGGACAAGCCAGGUGCACAGGACAAGGCAGACAGUGCAAAUGUUCAAGGAUCUCUGCUGCCUCCCCCACCACCACCACCUUCAGGGAUGGAACCACACCCAUCAAACAUGCAGCCACACUAUCACCCUGUUGGACCCCAUGGUGGACCUCUGGGUCCCCAUGGACAUCCUGGUGGUCCCCAUGGGCCAAACGGACGACAUGGCCCAUAUGGACCUCAUGACGGACCUCAUGACUAUCACCCGAUGUAUGAUGGACCAGGAGGAUAUGAUGGUCCCCAUGGACCUGGUGGUCCACAUCAUAUGGGAGGGCCUCAUGGGCCAGGUGGGCCUCAUGGACCUGGUGGCCCAAUGCCACAAAAUAUGCGAGGACCACCCCCUCAUCACAUGGGUGGACCCCCGCACAUGGGCCCCCCUCAUAAUAUGCACCGUGGACCACACAUGGGCCCACCACCCCGGAACAUGGGGCCACCACCAGGUAAUAUGGGCAUGAGAGGUAUGCCACAUCACCGCAUGCCUCCCCCAGGCCAGAGAAUGUACCCACCACCUAACAGAAUGGGACCGCCACCUGGCCAUAAUAUGGGGCCUCCCCCACACAUGCAGAAUAUGCCACCCCCACACAUGGGUCCCCCACACCACAUGGGAGGUCCAAAUGACCCGUACAACAUGGGCCACCGUUAUCCCUACCAUAACCCAGACAUGAGAGACCCAUCAAAGGACAAGGACAAAACGCCUCCUCCGCUUCCACCCUCACGGUCUCCCUCACCACAGCCUCCUCCACCAACCAAGGAGGAGGAGAAGAAGGUCGAAGAGAUUGUCACGAACCCGUCCAUUGUGAUCCCUCCAGAGCAAAUAGAGCAGUAUAAACGUCUACAGGAGCAGGCCCAGAAACAUGCUGUGAAACAGUUGCGACGACAAGCCAAACAGGAGAAGGGUGAGGCCAUAAGUGAAUCCUCAUCCUCUGAGGAAGAGCCAGAGGAAGAGGAAAAUGUAGAGGAGCAGUCGGUAGUGUCAGUGGAUGAGGAUCAAAUCUCAAUAGAGGAACUACAGCAACAACAGCAACAACCCACACUCAUCGCCAUACAGUCCCCCGUACCACAACAGACAAUCAUGUUGGCACAACCAACAGCUCAGCAGUCUGUCCUGUCACAACUGCAGAUGGCUGGUAUGGCAGGGAUGGGACAUUCUCCGCAAAUCAUGUCCACGGCAAGUGGUCAGCACAUUCUCAUCCCUCAGCAUUCGGCUGCAGGCCUUGUUCCCAUUCAAGCAGGGGCACCUAUGAUUGCUGUCCCUCAGCAUGCAGGACUACAGCCUGUGAAUGCCCUGGCUGCUGCGGCUGCUGGGGCACAGCCUGCUCACAUCCCUGGACUUAUGCAGGCAACCCCUCAGAUCCACCUGACACAUUCAGGACAUGGGAUACCAUUAGGGGCCCAGCCUACUCUCAUAUCACAUCAACACCAACAAAUUCUCGCCGCCCAACAGCAGAUGGCUGCAGCAGCAGCGGCAGCCAGUGCUGGACAAACCAUGCAUCUGCCCCAACACUAUCUUGCUGCACAUGGUGGCCAGCCAGUCAUUGUCGGCAACCAUCUGCUCAUCCCGCGACUCGUACGUCCUCACCUGUAAAAUGCAUAUGUGAAUACACACUUCUAAUCUCAGCAUUUUAUAUGGAAAUUGUGGCAUGUCCAAAUGAAUUCUCUUUGUUCAGAUAAAAAAUCAGUGCUAUAAGGAUGUGCCAAAUAAGUAGGAUUCCAUUGUGGAUUGUGGAGAAGUGUGAGCAGGCUAGUUUAUCUGGUGUUAUUUGGUGAUUGAAUACUCCAUGUCCUGGACAUGUAAGACAUGUCUCCGAACUGAUCCUCUGGAGUGUUACUUGUGAUAAGCAAUAAUGUAUACAUAUAACUUCCUACAAGCUCAGACAAAUGACAAUUUCCCAGCCAACCAGGAAGUGAUUUUUAUUGGAGGGGAGUGGCUGUUUAACAUUAAUCAUGUUCAAAACAAUAAUCUUCCCAUUGCGUCUCAUGUUGGACAAAGGGAGGUCUACUAUGCACAACUUGGAUAAUAAUAGAAUAUGUGCUGGUGUAUGGCUUCUCAACUUAAUGGCUAGUUACUGCAAUGGAAGCUUGGGGUGUUCAUCUGAUUUAUAUUUUAAUUAUGCUAUUUAUUUUUUGUUUCCUGAUUAUUUUGUGUUAAACACAUGAUUAAAUAUAUAAAAAAGAAAUUGAAAUGUGUUUGACACAGACCUAAUUGUAUAUAUAAUUACUAGCUAUAAUAUGUAACAGUAAGCCACGUCUUAUUUCAGGCAAUUGAAAUGAAUAUUGUACGUGGCAAGCAGUAUCUUAUCUUAAAUUCAAAUAUUUCUCAAAAGUUCGUUCAAAUUUAGAGAAGGUUCUUCUGCAUUAUAUAAUUAACUCUUUCUCUGAUCACUUUUGCUGUCAGACCUAUUGGUACCUUACGGAGCUUCCAGUAUGACUGAAAGCAAUAUUAUAAGUGGUGGCGAUUCAAUGUUGUUACAGUGGAUGAGCUCCUGGUGGCCGAGAGGUAGUAUCGGGUAAAACAGAGUAACAACAUGGAAAUAGUUUCUCAUCUUAAGUAACUAAUGAUGGACAUGGAUAGAUCAAUACACUCAUGUUAUCCUGGUUCCCCAUGUGUUCGGUGGGUAUCUUUAGGGCCUACAUCUAUUUGAAAUGUAUCAUUGACUUUUUUUCUCUUAGAUAGUUUCUAGGUCAUAUCUGUUGAAGGACUGAUACAAUCAAAUUUGACAAAGGUUGAUUUGCUGGUGAACAAUACAGACCCCUUGGACCCUUUGUUAAUAGAAAAUUGAUAUGCUUUUUAGGUGCAAUCUAUGUUGUAUCAAAGAAAAGCUAUGUUUUGCUCAAUAUUUUUUAUAAAUUGGGUCAGCUUAAAUAAUGAAUUAUAGAUAUACAUGUAUUUCUUUUUUCUUUUCUUUUUUCCCCCCACAAAUUUUACAAAUUGUUCUGCCUUGCAGAUUAAAUCCCAGGAACCUUUUCAUUUAAAUCGGAGAGCCUUCCACUGUUAUUACAGUUGACGAUUAUAUUGAAACUGUUUUAUAGAGAAUAAUUCAGAAGGGCCCUAGGACCCACUUCCAAUUAACUGUAUGAACAUAGAAGAGGAAAUGUAUUUUUAGCUUUCCGGAUGAUUCUUGUCUGUCUUCCUAUGUUCCUGUAAGAAAAGCAACACUUUCUAUACUUGUACUCUGAUUAAUAUUAUUGGUGACUUUUAAUGCUUCUAAUAUAGCAAGAAAAUUAAUUUUAUUGUUGUAUUUAUUCCUAAUUGUUUUAAUGAUGACAAAUAAGAAAAUCAACACUGAAUUUAAACAUUGUCAUCAAGCUGAGGUGAGGUUUUGUGAUUGGUGUUCAUGUUAAUGGUAUGUGGAGAUAUUUUUAUCAUUGAUGAAUGUUGAAUGUCUGGUUACUGGAAUAUCCCUACACAUGGAUAUGUAUCGUGUCAGUCCCGUAUAUACAAGUGUUACAGUUUUAACAGUUUACAAUGAAAGUUUAUUGUUACUACAAGAUGACAUUGUUGUCAUUAGUCUAUUCAUGAUUGAAGGUAUUACACCAGUAUAUUUGUCUGUCUGCAAGAUACUGAAGGGGAAAUGGAUGCCUUCCGUGUGAUGAAUAAGGGGGAGGUAACUUGUGUGAUUGUUGACUGUUGCAUGUAAUUACCUGUGAGUGCUUCAAGCAUGUGGUGUAUAUGGUAAUAUGACAGAAUGUGUUAGCCAUUUGUUAUGUAAUGCCAUUAACUAGAUAAAAAUAUUGAUUUAAAAAGAACUCAA
Molecule: messenger RNA, 10578 nt
Organism: Pecten maximus
Lineage: Eukaryota; Metazoa; Mollusca; Bivalvia; Pectinida; Pectinidae
Product: NK-tumor recognition protein-like
Exons: 5
Coding region: 3948-8411 (1487 amino acids)
Cellular component (GO): nucleus
Source: RefSeq, a predicted model, not a curated record